AUGAAUGGAACAAUUUCUGCUGUCCCAGCCAGUGACGAAUACUACGACCUUGGCACAUUUGGUCACAAGAUAACUACAAGCAGCGCCGAUGCUCAGACUUGGUUUAAUCGUGGCUUGACCUGGGUCUAUUCCUUUAAUCAUGUGGAAGGUGCUUACUGCUUCGAGCAAGCCAUUUCACAUGAUCCCGCUUGUGCGAUGGCAUACUGGGGCCUCGCUUAUGCGGUUGGCCCGAACUACAACAAGCCCUGGGAGAAGUUCGACCAGGGUGACCUCCACACCUGCGUUAAACGAGGAUUCGCUGCCUCCCGAGAGGCUAAGAAACAUGCAGUAAAUGCGAAUGAUGUUGAAAAGGCCCUGAUCGAAGCCAUCCAAUUCCGGUUUCCAAGCAACGAGCCCGUCAAGGACUACCCAGCAGUCAACAAAGGCUAUGCUGCCGCUAUGAAGCCUGUGUAUGACGCCUUCGGGCGCGAUCUCAAUAUUGCAACUCUUUAUGCCGAUGCAUUGAUGAACAUGAACCCCUGGGCACUGUGGAAUCUCUUUACUGGCCAAGCAAACCCCAAAGCUCCCACCAUGGAAGUGAAAGCCGUGCUCGAGCGGGCACUUGCUCAGAAAGAGGACGGGGCGUACUACAAUCCCGGUCUGCUUCAUCUUUACAUUCACUAUAUUGAAAUGUCGCCUACCCCGGAACUAGGAAUCAAUCCGGCCGAUCAAUUGCGGGAUCUCAUCCCCGACGCAGGUCACGUCCGUCAUAUGCCCACGCACCUGGACAUCCUGAUCGGUGACUGGAGGCGAUCCAUUUCUUCAAACUACAAGUCCACUCUGGCUGAUGACAAAUUUUUUCAUAAGAAUGGUGCAAAGAAUUUCUAUACUUUCUACCGCAUGCACAACUACCACUCCUUGAUUUAUGCGGCUAUGUUUGCCGGCCAAUCUCAAACUGCCCUCGACGCAGUCACUCGCAUGGAGGCCACAUUGCCCGAGGAAGUCCUUCGGAUCGAAUCACCUCCCAUGGCGGACUGGCUAGAACAGUUUGUUCCUACUCGCUUGCAUGUAAUGGUUCGCUUUGGAAUGUGGGAGGAGCUCAAGCAAAAAGAGCUACCCAAGGACCAGGAACUUUAUGCAGGUACUACAGCAACUACGCAUUAUGCAAGAGGCUUAGCUUUUGCCGCCACUGGCGACGUGGCCACCGCCAAGAAGGAGCAGGAAUUGUUCCGCAAGGCGUAUGGACGGGUCCCUAAAUCGCGUCUCUCCUACAAUAGUACCAUUGUCGACGUGCUCAAGGUAGCCGAGGCAAUGCUGGAGGGAGAAAUCCAAUACCGCUGUGCCAACUUUGACGCCGCAUUCGCUUCUCUCCGCACUGCGAUCGAUAUUGAAGAUAAGCUGCCCUACGCGGAGCCUUGGUCGUGGAUGCAGCCCGUCCGACACGCGUAUGCCGCCUUGCUGAUGGAGCAAGGCCACCUCGAAAAAGCGGCGCAGACGUAUCGUGCGGAUCUAGGCUUCGAUAAGUCUGUUAUCCGGCCUCGUCGGCACCCUAAUAAUGUCUGGUCACUCCAAGGAUAUCACGAGAGCCUAAUUCGCUUGGGUAGAAUGGAUGAGGCGGCGGUGAUUGAGCCUUCGGUUAAGCUAGCUGUUGCCGUCGCGGAUAUCCCGAUCAAGGCGUCUUGUUUCUGUCGCUUGGACAACUCCCAUGCGCCUCAGGUUCUCACUGGAGGCUCUGCUGAGGGUAAUUGCUGCUGA
This is a messenger RNA of Penicillium nucicola, 1734 nucleotides long. RefSeq lists its product as uncharacterized. NCBI's taxonomy places the organism in Eukaryota, Fungi, Ascomycota, Eurotiomycetes, Eurotiales, Aspergillaceae. Bases 1 to 1734 code for a protein of 577 amino acids. The transcript has a single exon. The record is from RefSeq and is a predicted model, not a curated record. Gene Ontology annotation, cellular component: intracellular anatomical structure. Gene Ontology annotation, molecular function: protein binding.